AUGAACAAAGUUCUAAAUACUAUUGAAAAAAUCGAUAUAUUCGGUGUUCCUAUUUGCCUUCUAUCUAAUUCAAAUAACUAAAGAUACUAAAGCAAAGUUGGAGGAAUAAUAACAAUUGUGUUAAGUAGUGUGAGUUUGGCAUAUUUUUUAUAUGUGAUCACACUAUGGAUAAAUAACUAAAUAGCACCUAGCAUAAGUUCAAAGUAAAAAACGAUAGGGUACGCCGAAUUUUAAUUACCAGAAUCAAUGAUUGAAUUAAAUUUAGAGGAUUUCACUGGAGAUGUUGACCCAUUCAAAAAAGUGAAUAAUAUAAUUACACCUUUAUUAGUGACAUUUAUAAAUACAACUGUUUUGGAAAAACCAAUUCCUUUGUUUUCGAAUGACUAAAAUCCCUAUAGAAUUGAAUUAAAAAAUGUUAACCUUGUGCUCAACACCUUGGAUAGUUAUGAUGAAACAAAGAAAUUACAAGAAUAGCAUGCGAUUAUCCUUGCAAGAUGUUCAAGUUAAUUUCUAGUUGAAGGCAGUAAUUGUGCUGAUUCAUAAACAAUAGAUGACUAUUUAUCUCGAUUUCAUGGGUUUUUAUUCGUUAAAAUUAGAUUGAGUUAAUUAGAUUUGGUAACAAAGGAACUAGAAUUAUUCAAAAAAUUAUACUAUACAAGCUUUGAUACCAAUAAGCCGUAGUACUCGCAAAUAAUGUUAAAAUAGCAAUAAUCAAUAAUCGAUAAUGGUAUUUUAUUUAAUAAUUAUGAACACUUUAAUUUCUUAAACAACUAUGAAUUGAUUACUUAAGAGACUGACAAAAAAUAUCUUGCAAAUACAAUUAAUGCAAUGUCAAAAUUCAAUUAUGAUUUCGAUAGCUAUGGUUGUUAUUUAUUUAGAAUUGAUAACAUUUCUAUUGUUGAAGAAAUAACAUAUCCUAAGUUAGGUUUUGUGUUAGCAUAAAUUGGAUCUAUCAUCUAAUUAAUUUUUAUGUUGAAAUAUAUAGUGUUAUACUAUAAUGAUUAAUUAUCGGAAAAUGAAUUAUUAAAUGAAAUUAUUACAAUGUACUAUCCAGAAUUCAAGUAAUUUUCUGUAAAUUUCAUAAAUCAGUUCCGAUUUGAUGAAUAAGAUUUAAAUAUUAAAUAACUACCUAUUGAGAAUAUGAAAUUAAAGUAUUAGGCACUGAAAAAAGGAGCAAAAGAAAAGUGUAGGCUAACCAAUCUCCUUUAUGAAAUAUCAAGAAUAUAAUUUAUUCUCUAAGAUAAGUUUGGAGAUUAGAUUCUGUCAUAAAGUCGUUAAAUGGGAGGAAAACUGUAGAACAUAUAAAUAGAAUUACAAAGCUUUAAAGAGACAAAUCAGUUAUAAAUAAAACCUGUAGAUUCUAUUGAUAUGGAAUGUUAUUCGAUAGAACCAUUAGAAAUAUUGAUCAAAUAAACUUGA
Molecule: messenger RNA, 1419 nt
Organism: Paramecium tetraurelia
Lineage: Eukaryota; Ciliophora; Oligohymenophorea; Peniculida; Parameciidae
Exons: 1
Biological process (GO): centrosome duplication
Molecular function (GO): zinc ion binding
Source: RefSeq, a predicted model, not a curated record